Molecule: messenger RNA, 252 nt
Organism: Penicillium pulvis
Lineage: Eukaryota; Fungi; Ascomycota; Eurotiomycetes; Eurotiales; Aspergillaceae
Exons: 2
Coding region: 1-252 (83 amino acids)
Source: RefSeq, a predicted model, not a curated record
AUGAAGCUGACUGCCUUCCUCACCGUGCUGUCCCUCUCAUCCUUCGUUGCGGCAGCACCUAUCGACAAAGCUGCACGAGGACUCCUUCCAUCUCCCGGCGCUUUAUUGGAAAAGGCGUAUCCGCAUUCUGGUAUCCCACAGCUUGCUAACAAGCUUGAUAAACUUACUGAAUUGACGAUGAUCGAAUAUAUGGAGGAAGAUAUUGGACGCACGGUUGGACUCGGAGGACCCUCGCGAGACAAUGCUUACUGA